Molecule: messenger RNA, 4236 nt
Organism: Penaeus vannamei (Pacific white shrimp)
Lineage: Eukaryota; Metazoa; Arthropoda; Malacostraca; Decapoda; Penaeidae
Source: RefSeq, a predicted model, not a curated record
CGCAGCCCGCCUCCGCAGCCCGCCUCCGCAGCCCCGCCUCCCAGCCCGCCUCCGCAGCCCGCUCUCCUCAGCCCGCCUCCUCAGCCCGCCUCCUCAGCUCGCCCCUCAGCUCGCCUCCCAGCCCGCCUCACAGCCCGCCUCCUCAGUUCCGCCCUCCCACAGCCCGCCUCCACAGCCGCCUCCACAGCCCGCCUCCUCAGCCACGCAGCCCGCCUCCGCAGCCCGCCUCCUCAGCCCGCUCCAGCCGCCUCCCUCAGCGCUCCGCAGCCGCCGCCUCAGCACCGCCUCCUCAGCCGCCUCCACAGCCCGCCUCCUCAGCCCGCCUCCACAGCCGCCCGCCUCCUCAGCCGCCUCCUCAGCCCGCCUCCGCCUCAGCACUCCUCAGCCCCUCCUCAGCCCGCCUCCUCAAGCCCGCCUCCUCAGCCCGCCUCCACACCCGCCCUCCAGCCCGCCUCCACAGCCCGCCUCCUCAGCCCGCCUCCUCAGCCGCCUCCUCCAGCCCGCCUCUUCAGCCCGCCUCCUCAGCCCGCCUCCUCCAGCCCGCCUCCGCCAAGCCCGCCUCCCCAGCCCGCCUCCAUCAGCCUCGCCUCCUCAGCCCGCCUACUCAGCCGCCUCUCAGCCCCGCCUCCUCAGGCCUCGCCCCUGCACGCUCAGACCCGAGCCUCUGCAGCCACAGCCGCCGCUUCCUCCAGUCCGCCUCCACCAGCCCGCCUCCACAGCCCGCUCUAUCAGCCGCCUCCACACCCCCUCUUCAGCCCAGCCUCCCAGCCCGCCUCCUCACCCCCGCCGCCAUCAGCCCCGCCUCCUCAGCCCGCUCCUGCAGCCCACUCCCGCCGCACCUCAGCCACGCCUCCACAGCCCUCUCUCCUCAGCCCGCCUCCACAGCACCCAGCAUACUUAACACCUAACAGCAACCGACAUCUCAUCAGUACUACGCCUCCAUCGAGAUCCGCCCACAUCAGACUACCCGCCUUAACCUAUCAUUGCACCCCACCAGCAAUCCUCAGUACGGCCGCGACAAUGCCCCAAGUCCUCCGUCCUCCAGCACGCUCCAUGCUUGCGCACAGUCCCGCCUUCAUCCGCUCGAGGCAUGAUCGUGCACACACAGCCGCGGCUCUUCGGCAUACUUCACACUGUUUCCUUUGGCCUUCCCUUGUCCACGAGUCCCCUGCUCUUCACCAAUCGCUGCCCUGCACCCAUAACACUCACACCAAUGACCAUCUUCAGCGAAACCAUAUACUCGACCUCCUCAGAUACCAGCCCAUAAUCACGCCAAUCCUCAUACCUCCACAUCAGCCCCGCCUCCUCAAGACAACCACCUCCUCAGCCCGGCACAAAUCCUCAGCCCAGCCUCCCACACCGCCAAAUAUAAAUAAAAAUACAGACCCGCCAAUCACAGAACUCACGUACCUCACUCAUGAUCAUCAGACUCCACAAGCGCGCGAGCCACCUCAGACCCGCCACUCUACAUCAGUUACCCACUUAAUACACCGUAGCAUCAAGCUCCUCAGCAUCACGCAUAUCCCAUCAGAACACCGCCUUCCUACACCCACACCCUCCAUCAGCACGCCUCUUUGCAUAGCCAACGCCUCCACACCCGCCUCCUCAACAUCACGCCUAUCCAUCAGCACACGCCAAUCGCACAAGCCCCGGCACCCUCUCCAGAGCCCAUCCUCAAGAAACCAGACUUCUCUAUUCAUCAAGAGCCACCUCAAUACACGAACAACCAAGCUCUUCACAUACAAAACACAGCCACCUGAGCAGAUACCCCAGCGGCACUCUAGCGAGCCCGCCACUACGACAAGUUUCACCAAAACCAAUACAAAACCCCCAUCCUCCCCGCUCAUCAGGCGGCCCGCCUCCUCAGACCCGCCUCCUUCACCGCAAUCUAGACCAAACCGACUAACCAGCCCCCUUCCACCUAGUCCUCCCGCCUCCUCAGCCCGCCUCCUCAGCAGCCCCCCUCAGCCCGCCUCGCCCCCCGCCUCCUCAGCACAGCCCGCCUCAUCAGCCCACCUCCUCAGCCCGCCUCCACAGCCCGCCUCCUCAGCCGCCGCCUCCUCUAGCCCGCCUCUCAGCCGCCUCCUCAGCCCGCCUCAUCAGCCCGCCUCCACAGCCCCGCCUCCACAGCCCGCCUCAUCAGCCAGCCUCCUCAGCCCGCCUCCACAGCCGCCUCCUCAGCCCGCCUCUUCAGCCCUUCUUCAGCCCGCCUCUUCAGCCCGCCUCCUCAGCCCGCCCCACAGCCCACCUCCUCAGCCCGCCUCCACAGCCCGCCUCCCUCAGCCCGCCUCCUCCCCUCCAGCCCCGCCCGCCUCAUCAGCCCGCCUCCACAGCCCGCCUCCACAGCCCGCCUCAUCAGCCAGCCUCGCCCGCCUCAUCAGCCCGCCCCACAGCCCGCCUCCAGCCAGCCUCAGCCGCCUCCAGCCCGCCUCCUCAGCCCGCCUCAUCAGCCCGCCUCCACAGCCCGCCUCAUCAGCCAGCCUCCUCAGCCCGCUCCUCAGCCUCCUCAGCCCGCCUCUUCAGCCCGCCCGCCACAGCCCGCCUCAUCAGCCAGCCUCCUCAGCCCCCUCCACAGCCCGCUCAUCAGCCAGCCUCCUCAGCCCCGCUCUUCAAGCCCGCCUCCUCCACAGCCCCCUCCACAGCCCGCUCAUCAGCCCGCCUCCUCAGCCCGCCUCUUCAGCCCGCCUCCACAGCCCGCCUCCUCAGCCUCACAGCCCGCCUCCACAGCCCGCCUCCACAAGCCCGCCUCCACAGCCAGCCUCCUCAGCCCGCCUCUUCAGCCCGCCUCCACAGCCCGCCUCCACCAGCCCUCCACAGCCCCGCCUCAUCAGCCCGCCUCCUCCAGCCCGCCCGCCUCCACAGCCCGCCUUCCUCAGCCCGCCUUUCAGCCACAGCCCGCCUCAUCAGCCUCCACAGCCCGCCUCAUCAGCCAGCCUCCUCAGCGCCGCCCUUCCACAGCCCGCCUCCACAGCCCGCCUCCACAGCCGCCUCCACAGCCCGCCUCAUCAGCUCCGCCUCAUCAGCCCGCCUCCAUCAGCCCGCCUCUUCAGCCCUAAGCCCGCCUCCCAGCCGCCUCCUCAGCCGCCUCUCAGCCAGCCCCCUCAGCCCGCCUCCACAGCCCGCCUCCUCAGCCCGCCUCAGCUCUCCUCCAGCCCGCCUCUUCAGCCCGCCCUCAAGCCGCCCCCCCACAGCCUCACAGCGCCUCCUGCAUCAGCCCGCCUCUUCAGCCCGCCUCUCAGCUUCAGCCCGCCUCCUCAGCCCGCCUCUUCAGCCCCGCCUCCUCAGCCCGCCCUCCACAGCCCGCCUCCUCAGCCCGCCUCUUCAGCCCGCCUCCUCAGCUCGCUCCAGCCCGCCUCAUCAGCCCCAUCAGCCCGCCUCAUCAGCCACCCCCUCAUCAGCCCGCCUCUUCAGCCCGCCUCCUCAGCCCGCCCUCCUCUGCCCGCCUCCACAGCCCGCCUCCUCAGCCCGCCUCAGGCCCGCCUCCUCAGCUCGCCUCCACAGCCCGCCUCAUCAGCCGCCUCAUCAGCCCGCCUUGCCUCCUCAGCCGCCUCUUCACCGCCUCCUCAGCCCGCCUCCUCAGCCCCCUCCGCAGCCCGCCUCCUCAGCCCAGCUUCGCCUCCACAGCCUCCAGCCUUCCUCAGCCCGCCUCCUCAGCCCACGCCUCCUCAGCCCCGCCUCACAGCCCGCCUCCACAGCCCACCUCCUCACCCGCCUCCAGCCUCCUCAGCCCGCCCUCCUCAGCCCGCCUCCUCAGCCCGCCUCCCAGCCCGCCUCCUCCAAGCCCGCCUCCUCAACAGCCCCUCCAGCCCGCCUCCUCAGCCCGCCUCUCAGCAGCCCAUUGGCGGACAGCAGAGACGACUCAGUAACCAUCGGGAAGUCAACGCAUGCCGCCGCCCAGAUCCCUCGGAAACCAAACCCGAUCCAGACAUAGGCGGGAGGAACGCGCGACGGCGCACGACUCUUUCGGGAGGCGAGGGGCGCAAGGAAGGGAGGUCCGAGGCUUCCUGGUAUUGCGACCUGAUUGUCAAUAUCAAACGGGCAGCUGUAUCCCGCUGGCCCGUGUCAUAUUCUCUUCAUCGAUCUCUCUUGAAUAUACUCUUCGGAUUCUUUGAUCCACCCAUUAUAGAAUUCGGACUUGUCGUCAACGGGCACGCCCCGUGCCUGUCGCCCCUGCGUACACUUAAAGAGUGCGACUCUGGCCCGCGCCUCUUUAAAAACUUGGAUAGUGGUUUGUGA